AUGCAGAUCGCACUUCCCGGAGUCGCGUUAGUCACGGGCGCAGCCUCAGGUAUUGGAGCAGGGCUUGCCAUUUAUUUCGCCAAAGAAGGAUGUACAAAGCUGUUUCUGGUAGACGUCAACUUCAGCGGGCUCAAAGAUACCAAGGCGCAUAUUGUCGCUGAAGUCCCCAACGUCAGGGUGGAAAUCUUUCAAGUGGACAUCGGUAGUGAUGCUUCAGUGGAAAGAAUGGUCGAUGCAUGCGUGGCCAUGUUUGGACGUCUAGAUUAUGCAAUCAACCUUGCGGGUGUAGUCCCUGCUAGAACGCCGAUUGCAGAGACGCCGGUGGCUAUAUUUGAUAAGGUUGUUUCUAUAAAUCAACACGGUACUUGGCUAUGCCACCGGGCCGAAAUCCGACAAAUGCUAAAGCAGGAUCCCCUCCCCAGCUUAGGCAACGUGCGAGGGAGCAUAGUCACAGUAUCUUCAUUGGCAGGGCUCAAUGCCUCAAGUGGAAUGUCACCAUAUUCUGCUUCGAAGCACGCUAUGGUCGGUUUCGCAAAGACAGACGCUCAGGAUUACGGUCCACAAGGCAUUCGAAUCAAUGUCAUAUGCCCUGGCAUGAUUGACACAGCCCUAUUUCGGCAGACCAGCCCCCCUGAUGCUCCGCUCAAGCUUGCCAAUAUCACACCUGUCAGACGCCUGGGGAAUCCAGAGGACGUCGCCUUCCUUGCAAUAAUCUUGUGCAGCUCACAAGCAACUUUCUUACAGGGAGCUGUCAUCCCUUGUGAUGGAGGGCUGUCACUACAAAGGGGAGUGCUCUAG
Messenger RNA from Fusarium proliferatum ET1, 798 nucleotides. RefSeq lists its product as uncharacterized. Lineage: Eukaryota; Fungi; Ascomycota; Sordariomycetes; Hypocreales; Nectriaceae. The record is from RefSeq and is a predicted model, not a curated record. Bases 1 to 798 code for a protein of 265 amino acids. The transcript is spliced from 3 exons.